Messenger RNA from Puccinia triticina, 732 nucleotides. RefSeq lists its product as uncharacterized. Lineage: Eukaryota; Fungi; Basidiomycota; Pucciniomycetes; Pucciniales; Pucciniaceae. The record is from RefSeq and is a predicted model, not a curated record. The transcript has 2 exons. The coding region runs from base 1 to 732 and encodes 243 amino acids.
AUGACCGUGCAAUGCAACCGAGAAACCCGCGGCCCUCAGCCGCCACAUACGUCGAACACCCAAACAAUACUCCGUGUGUUCACAAACGGGAGCAUGUAUCCUGCACCACGGGUCCACUUGGGCGUCGGCCUGGGGACAGGCGCAGGGCGCGGGGUGUGCCGCACCAGGCAUCCCGAAGGCUUUUCCAUGGGUACAUAUGCCCUGGUACAUAUUGUUAUUAGCCGUCCCCGAUCCCGCGCGCGUGUGUCUGCGUCCCGCCGCGCCCUGGCCUUGCUGGCCCUGCCGCCGGACGCGUCAGUUUUGCGUCCCUCGUCACCCACCGGGUCCUGGCUGGACCGUCGGCGGGUGUGCGGCGUACGAGUCGUGCACAAGGGCCUCCGCCUCCUGCCAACCGCUUCCGAGUGUCGAUGUGGGGCGCACGCCCUCUCUGCGUCUGAUACGGCGCCCAAUCGCGGAGCCAAGCGCCCUUCCGCUCGCCGCCGCGAAAAGGCGCGCGCGGCGGUCGUCUGGCCACACACCCGCCACAGGGCAGCCGCGAGAUAUGCGCGGACGGGGGCCGCGUUGGCCCCCCCGACAAACGGGCUCCGCCGCAAGGUGCGUGGGUCUGGGGGUGUUUGGAAGACGACGUCGGUCGAUGUGUGGGUGUGGCGCAGGGAGGCCGACAUGUGGAUGGAGCCUGAUGGAGCAAACGUCAAUUGGGAAGAGAGGAAGACAUUAAAGAUGACCAAAUAA